Molecule: messenger RNA, 4098 nt
Organism: Xyrauchen texanus (razorback sucker)
Lineage: Eukaryota; Metazoa; Chordata; Actinopteri; Cypriniformes; Catostomidae
Product: protein rapunzel-like
Exons: 4
Coding region: 510-1682 (390 amino acids)
Source: RefSeq, a predicted model, not a curated record
GAGGCCAUGAGCAGGAGUUGGGCGAGGCAGAAGAGCGCGAACUUUUCCUUUCUUUAAUUCUAUACAAUUUUCUAUCCGUUUCAGACUGGGCCUUUUAGCUGCGUUUCCACUAUCGGGCCAAUUGAGGGCGUGCUAGUGCGUGCCAGGGCCAGUUGCUUUCCACUGUCACUUCCAGGGCUUCAUCAUGCUUCCUCUGAGCUUUCUCGGGGCCAAUGUCUGCUGAAGUGGAUCACUAAGUCCUCCCAGACACAGGCAGAAUGUUCUUAUGGACCAUAUGCGACACGGACGGGUUAAGCCGAUGUGCACCGUUGUCACCAUGAUGCAAGCGGGGUCCGAGUUGGUGUGGCAAAGCUCAUUUUUACGGUGGCUGUCACUCCGUGCCACUGUUCUGGCCCCGCCCCUGUACUCGGACACUGUGGCAGUUACAGUCGUGAUUCACACCAUCCAUUCCAAGUUUGAAAGGAAACCAGGACUGACACAUACAGUUUUGAUAUUGUAACAGUUGAAAGAUGGCUGAGCAGCUACAAAAGCUUGUUGCACAGAAGAAGGAUGUUGUCGAGACUGUCAUGGAAGUUUUUGAGCAGGGCGCUGAAGUGGUGGCCAGCAUUGCUGGAGAUCUGUUCCCUGUUUUCUCCAUCGCAGCUCCUAUUGUGAAGCUGGCGUUGGAUAACGUGGAAAGCAAAGAAGCCGUGUACAUGAAGGAGCAGUUCCAGAAGGUACGAGACCGCCUGGAAGUCGUUUCUGAGGAGAUUCAGCAGAUAAACGAGGAGAUCAAGAAAAGCGGGGUAGAUGCUACCUACUUUUCAGUGGAGGAGAACAUGACCAACCAAUUCCGCAAAUUUAUGGACCUCCUUAAUGCAAAGCCUAAAUUCAGAGAAGUCAGGAAAAACGAGUUCCUGAAGCACUUUGCUAGGGUAGAUGGUGACAAAAACUUGCACAUUCUGUAUAAUGCUGUAACAGGAGAUAACUUUUCUGGAGAGUCUGUGCUGGAGAUCAUUCUGAAUUAUGAGCAGAAAAGCCGCAGAGUGGUGGAGGAUUUCUGCGCUAGACUGAAGAAACUGUUUUGCAUUGGUUUGAUCCCCUUUCUUGGAUACACAGCACUUAAAGGAGAUGAUGAAGAAAAGGUGCUUCAAGAGUGGAAUGAAAACUUGAAAGUAGUCCAGUCAAAAAUGAACGUCGUUAUUGAAGACUGCAUCAACAGCUUCCCGGCGCAGUCCGAGUUGGAUUCCAAACGUAUCGUGAGAGACCACUGCGACAAGAGCAACCAGCAACUGGCUGACAUGAUCGUAGAGCACCAUAAAAAGAAGUACGACUGGGUGUGCUGGUCAGUCCGCAUCUUUAACUCACCCACAGGCCUGUUCACCAAAAAGAAAGACUUCCAGUGUUUGGCAGGAAAGAGUCGGUGUCAGGUGCAGGCAUCAGAUGAGAAGCUAAAUGUUGUGAUUUCCUACAGCUCCUCGCCUGAACCCGUUGAUAAAGCCCUGAUACAGAACCUGAUCUCGGAACAGAAGAAUCCCAAGGUGAUAGCUGUAACGGAGCAGCUUUUUCAGACAAUUCCCCUCUGCGUGGUCCAUACAGUCAAGACCAAAUGUAAAGACAUGGGCUUCUCCUGUAGCUUUUCUGAUGAGCUGCACUACUAUGAAGUGUUUAAGAACUUCUAUGUCUUUCUUCAUUCUGCUUAAAGCAGUCAUAUAGACAUAUAGACCACAAUAAUUACACUCUAUGGACAAUUUCUACAGGGCUGAAACUUAUUUUAAUGACAAUUAAGUUGGAAAACUAUGACUAAUAUACUAAUCAUAAUUUUUUAGUAGUACACUUUAUUUGUGUUUGUUUUCUAAAGUUGUAACUGAACACUUUUAAUGGAUCCGAUUUGUGCUUUGUCAUGGUGUAUAUUGGCAGAUGGACCAUUUUUGGAACUGAGAUUGUAAUACAAAAGUUUGAAUUCAGAUAGAGGUGGUCUCAGACUACUUUUGCACACAAAACUUCACAAAGCUCCAAUCAGACUGUCCAACUACAAUAAAACUUCUGGGAAUUGGUUCGGGGAAGAAAUAAACGCUGUAUUUGCUAGGUUCAUGGCUUUAAAUCUUGCAGAGUUUUGUUUGACACAUUUAGUAACAUGCAGUCAACAUAUUCUUGAGAAGAAUUGUAUAUUUCGAUUUGUGUGAAAUGUCUUCGAAAUAAUCAAUACUUCGAUUAUUUAGAUGGAAAUAAAUUCUGAUUGCAAAGUCUACACACAUUUACUCGUUUGUUCUGUGUUUUCUGUACAGCCAUUCGUGCAGACUUCCGCCCCAUAUUGUUUUUAUGUUUUUUGUUAUUUUUCACUGGUCAAUUACUGUGGUGACAUCUCUGUCAGAUUGACCCUCCCCUAUUUGGCAUGUAAGAACAAAACAAACUGUGGUUGGUUGCUUUACAUGUCAGUCAGAUGGUCUUUUCCUGGCAGUUCUUGGCCCCUGUAAUUAAUGUUUAAAAAUAAAAAAAGGCUGUGAAAGUAGACCCUAGACUGAGCACCCAUUUGAACCCACACACAGUGUUGUUCCAAAGAUGAAAAAUAUAUUUAUAUUUGAACAUUAUAUAAUCAUUUGCCCUAUCAUUUAGUGGUGGCCAGCAAAAACUUUCCUAUAUUUCAGAAAAAUGUCUGUGCAGGUUGGAUAUUAGUCAACGUGAGAUCAAAAUGGACCCUGUUUACUUUUUUAAUACCUAAUUCUUGUCUUGUUUAGGAAUUCAUUGGAGCAUAUUAUUUCAAAGAAAAAAUAUUUGCUUCAUAUUUAUCAAAAUGUAAUUAAUUGCUCUGCUUCUAAAAUGCCUUUGCUUUUGAUUUGAUAUCAGUUGAGUUCCAACCAUCUGACUCCAUGUUGGUAUAUAACGCCCACUUUUGACUACCCAAUCAGUUUCUGGUGGAUAAAGUUAAGUCCCACCCUACAUUUUUUGUUGUUGUUGAAAAUGUUGUUUCACUGAACUUCAUUUCAUAUAAUGACAUGCCUUUUAUAUGUUCCUUGAGGUUCAAUUAUAAUAAUAGCAAAGUUGUUUGCACAAAAACAUUCAUAUAUUUGUAAAACAUGAUCAUUUUCCAUCCUCAUUUUGACCCUUUGUCAGAAACACUCUGUUUUGGUGCUGCUUCUCCUUUAAGACUUGACAGUAUAUGCCCACUGUUAUGAUUGGCUCUCUGAUCUUGACUGACCUGCACUUUCCUUGCCAUAUCACUGCUCACCAUUACUGGGUUGGCUACCGAAGUGAAAAGGUAAAGUAGGUACAUAAACUAUGGUGGAAACACAUUUACCGAAUAAACUCCUUUUGAAUUUGUUAGGAAUAAAAGAUGUGCAUCAAAAAGGUCAUGUGACUGACUAACCAGCGGGCCAAUCAUCUGAAAUGUUGGUCAUCCUGAAAUAAUGGUCUCUAGAAAAUCCUACUAAGUCGAAAACAAACUUCAACUGUACGGAAGAGAAGGUUUAUUGACUCUUUUGAAAAAUAUCUUAUAGAUCUGCAUGGUAUAGUCAUAAGGAUCGCUCCCAAACAUGAGACAUUUCUUUCUAGUAUUUAAUUGAUAAAACAAUCACAGUGGAUACAAUUUUUCCAGAAGUGAUAAUUUCAUCCUUUUGAACACCCUUGGAUUGAAACGCGGCUUUAUUCGCUCUUUGUUUUUGCGAUAAUAUGGUUUUUUGCAUAAAAUAAAUUUGCAUCUUGGAUUGAAACAUACUGUUGCUAGUGUGACAUCACAAUGUGGAGGAAGUAGAGAAUGAGUCGUUUGGGCAGCUUGGAUUCAACAUAUGCUCUUUUUGCAGUGCGGAGGAUGUUUUGAGUUCUGAAACUUACAGUAUGUUUUUAUACAAUGACCUCUAAAAUGUUGAAAGAUCAAGGAAAAUUGUAUUCCUAAUGUCACAACCUCUUUAAAUGUUUACAACCUCGUACUGUAUAAUAAGGAAAUUUACACUACAAAUUUUCCUGCACUCAAAAACUAAUUUUAAGAUUUACACAUUUCAAUUUAUUAGCAAAAUUCCAUCAAAUUGUAACCUUAAAAAAAGUUUUUAGUUUUAGCCAUUUUUUUUAAAUGUAUGUAUAUGUAUAAUUAAAAAUAUUUUUUUAAUUUUGCUAUUUAAUAAA